UAUAAUUCCCACAUCAAAGCCUUAAACCCUAAACCCUAGAGAAGUUUUAAUACCAUCCCAUAAAUUGUUACUUUGUUUAAACAAUAUAAUUAUUAUGGCUUCAAUCAAGUCCCUUGCUGUUGUUGUUUGCUUUUUACUGUCCUUUUCCGCCAUUCUCUCUGAAGGUCGGGUGGCGAGAAAGGAUCUCGGCAUUGACCUUGGAGGAGUCGGAGUUGGACUUGGAGCUGGAAUUGGCUUAGGCUUAGGUGGAAGUGGUUCUGGCUCUGGCUCUGGAUCUGGGUCGAGUUCAUCUUCAUCAUCAUAUUCCUCGAGCUCAAGCUCGAGCUCUGGGUCUGGAGCUGGGUCCGAAGCUGGCUCAUACGCAGGCUCGUAUGCAGGGUCUCGAGCAGGCUCGGGUGGAAAUAGGAAUGGAGGAUCGGGGUCUGGUACGGGAUAUGGCGGAGGUUCAGGCAGAGGAGGCGGCAAUGGUGGCGGUGAAGGUUAUGGUGAAGGUCAUGGCUAUGGUGAGGGUCAUGGUUAUGGAGGAGGCAACUGAAAAAAAAAGUUAAUAAGAGGACGUAUACAAAAGUAUUAGGUUACGUAGUUGAUUUAGAUCAUGAUCUUAAUUUUAUGUAUUUAAAUAAGGAUAAGAGAUGAUGGAGGGGUUUAGUAGUGUGCGUGUUGUAGCAGUCGUGAAAUUGUUGUAGUUCAUGUGUGAUGAAUUUUUAUGUUGCUUCUUGCUUGGUGUUA
Molecule: messenger RNA, 729 nt
Organism: Benincasa hispida (wax gourd)
Lineage: Eukaryota; Viridiplantae; Streptophyta; Magnoliopsida; Cucurbitales; Cucurbitaceae
Source: RefSeq, a predicted model, not a curated record